Macrosiphum euphorbiae (potato aphid) is the source of this 303-nucleotide messenger RNA. Lineage: Eukaryota; Metazoa; Arthropoda; Insecta; Hemiptera; Aphididae. The record is from the annotation of a GenBank genome assembly.
AUGCAACGCUGUUUCUCGAUCGGCGGUUCGGUAUGCUCGGUCGAGACUGUAACGCAGUUUCUCGAUCGGCGGUUCAAACUCAAUAACGUUUUUUUUGACCGGACUGUCUGUGCUUCCGUUGAUUACGGUAAACACCAGUGUCAAGAAAGGGCAGCGGCGGCGGAAAACAACGUUCGGCAGCGGCGAAAUACUAAUUGGCGAUUCUUGCCCGGUCUGUAUGUGCUUUCGUUUGGUAACGAUAAACACCAGCGGCAAAAGAGCGCGGCGGCGGAAAAACAACGUUCGGCAGCGGCGAAAUACUAA